GUGCCCCUGCUGUUAGGUGACCCGAGGCCUGACCCCACAAGAUGCCAAGAAAAGAGGCUCACUACAUCUAUGGUUCCCCCAAGAAGGGGCACGGCCAUUCCUACAUCACAGCUGAAGAGGCUGCAGGGAUCGGCAUCCUGACAGUGAUCCUGGGAAUUUUACUGCUCAUCACCUGCUGGUACUGUAGAAGACGAAGUGGAUACAGAAGCUUGAAGGACAAAAGCAUUCAUGCUGGUACUCAAAGUACCUUAACAGGAAGAUGUUCAUGUGAGGGGCUUGGUCACCAGGACGCCAAACUGCCUUUUCAAGAGAACAAUUGUGAACCUGUGGUUCCCAACGCUCCAUCUGCCUAUGAGAAACUCUCCACAGAACAGUCACCACCACCUUACUCUCCGUGAGAGCCAGGAGGCCCCUGAGAGAUGCUGAAAUGAUUUCCCUCACACUUUUUGUUGAAUUUGAUGUGGACAUGUAAUGUUCUGCUUCAGAAUGCUGUAGAAACAGUGUACAUCAUCUCUACUAUUAAGCUGGCUGUUAAAUUCCUUAUAGGGCAACUAGCAAUACUGAUUGAGGAAAUGAUGAGAAAUAUUAAAAUGGGAAAAGCUUCGUCAAUAAACAUGGUAAUGGAUGAUA
Messenger RNA from Orcinus orca (killer whale), 630 nucleotides. RefSeq names its product melan-A (gene MLANA). The transcript is spliced from 4 exons. The coding region runs from base 42 to 398 and encodes 118 amino acids. Lineage: Eukaryota; Metazoa; Chordata; Mammalia; Artiodactyla; Delphinidae. The record is from RefSeq and is a predicted model, not a curated record. Gene Ontology annotation, cellular component: trans-Golgi network; endoplasmic reticulum membrane; melanosome.